Hipposideros armiger (great roundleaf bat) is the source of this 3658-nucleotide messenger RNA. It is a transcript of the gene F2RL3, whose product is annotated as F2R like thrombin or trypsin receptor 3. Lineage: Eukaryota; Metazoa; Chordata; Mammalia; Chiroptera; Hipposideridae. Gene Ontology annotation, molecular function: thrombin-activated receptor activity. The record is from RefSeq and is a predicted model, not a curated record. The transcript is spliced from 2 exons. The coding region runs from base 1963 to 3168 and encodes 401 amino acids. Gene Ontology annotation, cellular component: plasma membrane. Gene Ontology annotation, biological process: positive regulation of Rho protein signal transduction; thrombin-activated receptor signaling pathway; phospholipase C-activating G protein-coupled receptor signaling pathway.
AAAGCUACCAUUCUGCCUUUUUUAAACAUAAGCUUUAAUGGAAAGGGACACACAUACAGAACAUUUUGAUGGUACAAAGAAGCAUACGGAGAAAAGUAAGGGCCCAAGUCCCUCUCCCCACAGGCAUCUGUGCCAGGGUCCCCCAGGAGGUGCCUCUGCAUGGCUUGUCUCCCAAUUGGGACAGGACAGCGGCCUGCACGUCCACCUGCCUUGUCUGGGAUCCCCCCCUCCUGCUGGCACUGGAUUGUUUCUGUGAAUGGGGGGCACCCCCUGCCCUGUGCUGCCGGGAAUAUCCCCGUACAGAUGCCGUCCUGUACGUGUCUGGUCAUAAAUUCCUGGACUCAGAACUCCUAAGUUAAACUGCCCUCCUUGGGAGGCUCCAGUCUGCUCUGGCCCAGCGUCUCCAGCCCCCAGUUCCCCCUGCACAGGAUUCCCUGGAGGGUGGCAGAGGGUCCCAUCCCAGCUUUCCUGCACUGAGGGUAUUAUCAGUCAUGUGUUGCCCAGAAACAUAGGCAAGGGGCUGAAUUUGUUACUGGUACCAGUGGAAACCGCUCAGAAAUGAGGGACAGCCUCCUGGCUGAGACCCCUGCCUCAGCGGGAGUGUUCUAGGCCUUGGUCCCCGCCCCCCACCCUGGAGCUGGGGGCAGGGACCUCAGCAUCUCAGACUGCUCAGUCACUUCCUCUGGGCCCACAGUGUGCGACUAGAUUAGGGCUUGUUGUUAGACCACAUCUGAUCUCCUCUCCCACCCCUAGUUCAGUUUUUCUUCCUUGACCCCCACCAGCCCCUUGGGGCCCUCCUGCUCCCAGACAUCCCCCUGCCACCAUGGCCCAAGAAUGACAGCACAGGGUCGAGAAUCUCCAGUGUGGGGGUGCCCCAGGGCAGGACAGUAGAGGCCUGUCUCGGGGCCUGGAGGGGCAUGGGGGGUGGGGGAGGACUGAGUGCAGGAGAGAAGUGUACCCUCCCCUCUGAGCCUCAGUCUCUUCAUCUGCACAGCGGGCCCCCAUCUGAGUGCAGGAAUGUGGAGGGGCCAGAGGAAGGAGGGCUCCCCAGGAGGGUGGUUCAGAGGACCCUCUGGCCUGUGCUGGCCUGGCCGCCUCCCUUGGGCUCAGAUGUGGCCGUGACCUCCCUCCCAGUCAUACCUCUGACCCCGAGCUGAGGUGGGGCCAGGAGAGGAACAGAAGGAACUUUGAGAACCAGCCGGAUGGACAUCUCCCAGGGUAUGCUGCAGCCAGGAUCCCGUCAGACCACCAGGGCAGUACAUGGCCAGCGUCAGAGCUCUGGCUAAGGAGUGGCACCUCCGCAGACAUCCCCACCAGACCCCAGACUCACAAGAUGCCUUCCCCUCUCUGGCCUUCACUUUACACCUGCCCAUGGGGGCCAUGCUGGCGCAUGGGUGAGGCUUCGAGAAGGUGGGGCAGCUCCCACAGAGAGCCUGGGGUGCUUGGGUGUGUGUAUAAGGGUGUGGGGGGUGGGUUACCUGCUCUGACCUCUGACCUGGAAGGGAGGGCUCUCCUUUUGCCCGCCAGAGACAGGAGAUGGGGGAGGCUUCAGGAAAGGCCAAGAGCCCCUGACGGGGGAUGUGACCUGGAAGGCUGGGCUGUCAUGAGAACGGGAGCUGUGACUGGCUAACAGGAAGUGACCACUUAGGCUUCCUGAGCUGGACAGGGGCUGGUGGGUGUGCUAUAGCCUAGGACUUCCUCGCCCAUCUUACUGGCCCAACACUUGGACCCCAUGAGGUACCUCUAACAAAGUGGUCCUAGCCACCAGUCCACCUUAGGUCAUCUGUGGGCCUCCCACAGGCUGGUUGGGGGCAGGAGCCGGUUUAUCUCACCAGGCCCUGUCUGCUGGCCCUCUCUGCCCUCUGCCUGUGCUCAGGAAGCUGCGGGUGGGGGGUCCAGCAGACAGGAAAUACGAAGUCAGUCGGCUACGGCCUAGAGCAGCCGACACCCAGCUCCAACAAAAUGUGGAUGCUCUUGCUGCUGUGGUCCCUGGCACUGGGGUUCAGCCUGGAGGGUGGCACGCAGACCCCCAGCAUCUACGACGAGAGCGGGAGUGCAGCAGACGGAGAUGAUGGCACGCUGGGAACUGGGACCCCUUGCCCACCUGGCCCACGCAGCUUCCCUGGCUGGCCCUGCACCAACAACAGUGACACUCUGGAGCUCUUGGACAACUCUAGGGCACUGCUGCUGGGCUGGGUGCCCACAAGGCUGGUGCCCACACUCUAUGUGCUGGUCCUGGUAGUGGGGCUGCCCGCCAACAGCCUGGCACUGUGGGUCAUGGCCACACGGGUGCCUCGGCUGCCGUCUACGGUGCUGCUCAUGAACCUGGCGGCCGCUGACCUUCUACUAGCCCUGGCCCUGCCGCCCCGCAUCGCCUACCACCUGCGAGGCCAGCGCUGGCCCUUUGGAGAGGUCGCCUGCCGCCUGGACAUGGCCGCGCUCUAUGGCCACAUGUACUGCUCCGUGCUGCUGCUGGCGGCCAUCAGCCUGGACCGCUACCUGGCUGUGGUGCACCCACUGCGGGCUCGCGCCCUGCGAGGCCAGCGCCUGGCCACUGGAUUCUGCGCUGCAGCCUGGCUGGUGGCAGUCACCCUGGUGCUGCCCCUGGGGCUGCAGCAGCAAACCUUCCGGCUGUCGCACUCAGACCACGUGACCUGCCACGAUGCGCUGCCCGUGGGCACCCAGGCCUCCUACUGGCGACCUGCCUUCAUCUGCCUGGCCGUGCUCGGCUGCCUCGUGCCCCUGCUGACCAUGCUGUUCUGCUGCGGGGCCACUGUGCAUGCGCUGGCGGCUGGUGGCCGGCGCUACAGCCAUGCACUCAGGCUGACCUCGCUGGUGCUCGCCUCCGCCAUGGCUUUCUUCGUGCCCAGCAACGUGCUGUUGCUGCUGCACUACUCAGACCCACGCCCAGAUGCCUGGGGGAACCUGUAUGCUGCCUAUGUACCCAGCCUGGCACUCAGCACCCUCAACAGCUGCGUGGACCCCUUCAUCUACUACUAUGUAUCGGCUGAGUUUAGGGACAAGGUGAGGGAGGGGCUGCUCUGCUGGGUGCCGGGAGCCACCACGACCUCCAAGGAGGGGGGCAGCCCGGGGACAGGUACCUGGUCCUCAUCGCUUGUGACAGCCCCUCAGGAGGCAGGGAAACAGAGAGGGGUUGUGCUGGGUUGAAUAGGGUCCCCCAAAAUUCAUGUCCACCAGGAACCUCUAAUGAGCUUGUUCAGAAAUAGGGUCUUUGCAGGUGUAAUUAAGAUGAGGUCAUAUUGGGGUAGGGUGAAUCCCUUAUGACUGAUGUCCUUAUAAUAAGACACCAACAUACACACAAAGAAGGUCGUGACCAUGGAGGCAGAGAUCAGGGUGAUUGGGCCACAAGCCAAGAACACCAAGGGUUGUAGGCAGCCACCAGAAACCAGGAGAGCACCCUCAGAGGGACUGUCCCUAAGGCUCUCCAGGAGCCAACCCUGCCCACACCCUGAUCUCAGACUUCCAGCCUCCAGAACUGAGACAAUAAAUUUCUGUUGUAAGUCACCUGGCUUGUGGUACUUGGUUAUAGCAAUACAGCGACCCAGGAAGCCAAGACAGGGGGUAAAUGCAGAUUCCCGGGCUCAGCCAGCUCUCUUUGUGUCCAAGGUGGGGAUGAGAUGAGGCUUGUGCUACCCUG